Aspergillus melleus is the source of this 504-nucleotide messenger RNA. Its product is annotated as endosulfine family protein. The transcript is spliced from 3 exons. Gene Ontology annotation, cellular component: cytoplasm. The coding region runs from base 1 to 504 and encodes 167 amino acids. Gene Ontology annotation, molecular function: protein phosphatase inhibitor activity. The record is from RefSeq and is a predicted model, not a curated record. NCBI's taxonomy places the organism in Eukaryota, Fungi, Ascomycota, Eurotiomycetes, Eurotiales, Aspergillaceae.
AUGAAUCCUCACCAGCAAAAUAAGGUUGACAUUAGCUCGUUGAGUCCCGAUGAGCAGCGCCUUUUACGCUUGUAUGGCAAAAUGCCCAACAAGAAAGACGUUUUGCAGAAUAAAUUGAAGGAGCGGAAAUAUUUCGAUUCGGGCGACUACGCCCUGAGCAAGGCCGGAAAAGCCUCGGACGUCGGCGUCACCAACAUUGGCUCGCAGCAUCCUGUGCCUGAAAAUAUCCCUCAUUUGACCGCCACGUCGCCUGGGGCAAACAACCCCGCCGCCGCCAGCAAUGGCACCAGCACAAGCUCUCAAGGCCAGCAGAUCCCUGGAAGCUUCAGUGCUCACCCAGGCUCUGUUGGGUUCCAGAGUCGAAGUCCCGUGAAAGAGGCUAGCUACCUGCAACGGGAAACGAGCGCAGAUGAGUCUGAUGCUCCCGCAGCCAAGGAUCAGGACGCAAAGGAUCUCAGUGUGAGCCCUCCUCCUACCCAAGGUGGCGUUCCAAUCCGACAAUAG